Molecule: messenger RNA, 4499 nt
Organism: Saccostrea cuccullata (small rock oyster)
Lineage: Eukaryota; Metazoa; Mollusca; Bivalvia; Ostreida; Ostreidae
Product: leucine-rich repeat-containing protein 4C-like
Exons: 2
Coding region: 125-2065 (646 amino acids)
Molecular function (GO): protein binding
Source: RefSeq, a predicted model, not a curated record
CCGGAAAUUAUUAUAUCACCUGAGAAAAGGUGUUGACUCAAUGACUUUUCAACCACUUCAGGAAGUUCACUACAAAUUUGAAAACAGCUGAUUAGAAAAGCUCUGAACACAUGGGCAGCUGAAGAUGGUACAGAAAGUUCUAGCUGUUGUCUUCUUGAUCACAGCGUGGAACAAACACAUCAGCCAUUCCGUGUAUAUUCAGGAUGUUAUCACUACGCAUACUCCAAGAAAAAACAUUUCAACCCCUGAAUGCCCUCAGUUCUGUGUAUGUGAACAUUCUAAAAGGGAGGCUUUCUGUUCCUCAUAUUAUGAAGGUUUCUCUAUCCAUACCAUACCUAAAACUUUCACUGUUAGACUUCUGAACUUAUUUGGGGGGUUGAAAUCAUUCCCCUUGGAAAUCCAGUCCCUGAAAGGACUUCAGAAACUCGAUCUCAGCAGAAAUGCAUUAACCACAAUAGAAAAGAUUCAAGUGGGAAGCCCAGAUUUGCUUAAAGAAUUAGAUCUCAGUUCCAAUGAUAUUGUGAAAAUUUCAUCAGGUGCUUUUAGUGAGUUUAAAAACUUAAAAACUCUUUCACUGAGUGAAAACAAAUUACAGACUUUUCCAAAAGAUGCAUUUAAGGGAUUGUCUAAUUUGAAAAUACUUCAUUUAAGAUUCAACAAGAUUUAUUCUUUUUCUCUGGGUCUAUUUAAUCCACUGAAUUCUCUUGAAGAGUUAGAUCUGAGAAAUAAUAAUAUACACUGGAUUGCAGAAGGCAGCUUCCACAACUUGACUAAUCUGAAAACCCUUCAGUUAAGUGAGAAUGCAUUAACAAGUCUAACAGAAGAGGUGGUAUCAGAAAUAAACAAUAACACUAUUAUAGGAUUGCAUGGAAACCCAUGGGACUGCUCUUGUGAAUUGGAGAGUUUUCUAGAAAUCCUGACACAGCAAAAAGUUAGAGUUUCCAACCCAGACUUGCUAGUCUGCUACUCCCCAUUCAGAUUGCGGAGAACAAAAUUACAAGAGUUGACACUGAGUGACUUAAAAUGUGAUGUUCCUCUUAUUGAUGAAAUAUCUAAUUCUCUGGAAGUUCCAGUCAGUUCCAGUGGAACCAUUCACUGCAGAGCAUCACCUGAAAACCAUGCCAUUGGAUACUGGAUAACCCCUCAGGGAGUGAAAAUAAGCCACAAGUAUCACCAAGAAAUACUGGAUCAAGCGAACAUAACUACGCUGUCACAUUUGAAAUACAAGCAUAGUAUAGAGGAUUUUUCAGAACUGUUCAUAACAGAGAACAAUACUCUGACCUUUACCAACUUUCGGGGAGUUUUCAAUGGGACUUUUACCUGUGUGCUGCUUAACAGUUAUGGAAAUGAUACAGCAACCCUAACCUUAACCGCUGUUACAAAAUUAUUUACCAUUGAAUGGGUUGGCAUGGUGUAUGGGGGAGUGAGUGCUCUAACGGCUUUGGUCUUUGGCUUGCUUGUGGGAAUGAUUAAACUUUGUGCAAUAAAUUUCUGUAAAUGUCCUUGUGUUCUCGUUGAACAAAGAGAAAAACCCAAGGUUGCCACAGAUUACACAUUUGAAGCUUAUACAGAUGAUCAGAAUUCCUCGAGUAGGAGUCUUGAUGAUCAAGAUUCUUAUGAUGAUUCUUACCAAAAUGAAGAGUCUCCUCUCAAAGUCCCUGUUAAUUCUCCUGUUGCUAGGACACCAAGGUCAUCUCCAAGGAAAUGUGCCACACCCACUCCAGAAGAGUACCUGGAAAAAGGUCGAAGCAACACCAGCUAUACCUUAAAUGAAGUGAAAAUAACUCUUGAAAAGAAGAUGGAGAAAGUACGUAAUCGAGUGCAUUCCAUACGUGAAUCUGGGUCCCAGUACUUGACAACCAUCAAAGACUCGGGAAGCAUUGCAGCCAAUCGUGUCAAGGCCGGGGUGGCGAUGGGAGUUGAGCAGGUGAAGUUUGGCGUGAUGUCCAUGAAGGAGUUUUGCGGGACGGGAGAGAUGGCUCAGACCGUUUCUGUGGUCUCAGUUAACACAGACGUUGACAGCGAAGAAAGAUCCACCAAAGUCACCAAAAUGACAACUCUGUAGUGGUAUUUGUAUGUGCUUGAUGUGCUUUGGCUAACUGAAAAUGAUAUUUAUUCUUGUGUGUAUGAUUUUUGUUUUUUGUUAUGCAGUACACAUUGUGCAAGUAAUUAUAGUUUUGCAUAUUACAAAGCAGGAUUCUAUGUAAUAUUAAGCAUAUUUUUUACAGCAUCCAAGUCGUGUACGUGUAUCUACAUUGUAUAUACAUACAAUAUUUACAUAUUCAUAAUUUAUUUUUGCAUGGAAUUGCAGUCUCCAUGAUGAUUGUUUUUUUUAAAGAUUUAUGUACCAUGCAUAUAUGUCCUUUAGAGCACAUGUUAAUAUGGUAAAGACAGCAAAUGAUUUAAAUCUGUUUUAUUUUUUUACUUAAAGCUGAACACGAUUCGUAAAAGGAAUGUGUCCGCCAUUUUUGUUCCCGAUUCUCGCUACUCUGCAAACUUGUAUAUAUAUAUAGGGCAGAACUUGGUCACUGUUCAGUGUAAUCAGUCGACACAGCUGUGGACGGACGUAUGCUAUACAGGACUCGGUAGCGAGAAGAAUAACGUAAUACUUCGUCUAAUGCAGGAAAGUAAGAUACCAAAUAAAUUUACAAUUAUAGUUUUACAGGUCAGUGCAGUAUACAAACAACACAGAUACAUAUAACUGCAAUAAAAUGUAAACAAAGGUAAUGCAAGAUAACCAGCACGAACACGGGUCGCCAUUCCAGGCCGAUACCCAUGACAAUAAAGCAGUCAGGUGUAACAAAUGUGACGAGUAUACCUAGUGUUCAUGUAUCGUAGAUAAUGAUAUCGAAAAUGGCGUAUGCCUAUUUACGAGUCGUGUUCAGCUUUAAAUAAUUAUUCAAUAGCACUGAACAAAAGUACAAUGUUUUGUACAUUGAUAAAUGCAAAAAACUAAGGUGCUAAAUGUUCUAAGGGUUUUGGAACUCCAAACCCAGACACUUGUUAAACUUUUACAAUGUUACUAAAUUCUUUCUUUUGUCUUUUUUUUUUAAAAUAAGACUCUUAUAGUUAAUUUUGAAAAAAAGUCAAUUUUGAUGAAAAAAUCAGAAUGUAGAAUUUUUUGUUUAUUGUGUACAUCAUUUACAUACAAUGUAUGUUAUAUCAUUAUUCAUGGCACAUUACAAUUUUGACAGAGCGUUUAUAGUAGAAUUUUUAUUACUGUAGAUCACUUAAUUUUCACGAUACCUUAUUUUUGCGAGAUAGUCAUUGACUCUUUAUUAGCGAGACAAAAUUUUCACGAAUUGUCGUCAUUGCUCUAUAUAACCUUAAAGAAUUCUAUUAUACUCGAGAAUGAAAUUUUCACGAGCAUAUCAUCUCGCGUAAUUACGCGAAAAUAAAGUUCUCGCGAAUAAAAAAGUGAUUUACAGUACUUGCAUUUGUAGGUAAAAAUAGCAACCAUCUGUAUAUAAUAUUAUAGUAAAAUAAAUGUAUAUCCAAAUAAUAAAUUUUCCUAAAUCCAUGCUUGUAAAAAAUUUAGGUUAGUGUAGGUUCUACCUGAUGAAAAAUAUAACAAUUUAUUAUUUAAUUAUUAUUUUUCAAAAUAGUUUUUCAAUAUAAGUCCCAAGUUGCUGAAGUUGUCUCCAUUAAAUGGAUAGGUGUGUUGUUUGAUGGAUUUUGAUGGUAAUCAAAUUAUGGUAAAACAAGACAUGCAGGGUUGUGUUUUCUGAUAUAUUUAAUCAGGGUUUAUUUUAAGAAAAUGAUGCAAAAUAUAUGUGAUAUACUAGCAAUCUUUUUUUCUGACUUUUAAAACCUGCGCAAAUAAAUUUGUUAACCUCAAUGGAUAUAAUUGUCUCAUGUAUGUAGUGUAUGCAGCAAAGACAUAUAUUAUACAUGUAUAUUUUUCUUGAUAUAUACAUAUGAAGUUACAUGUAAAGACCUUUUUCUAAGGUUUCCAAACUACGCAGAGCUUUACUUAUAUUAUGAUAUUUUUUCGUUGUAUAAACUAACUGUUUUUGCCCUGUACAUACAAGCUGAUAUCAUGGUAAUUUCAAUUAAUGCAAAAUUUCAAAUAACAAUGUUUUGUAUUGUUGUACAAGCAAUGUUAUUGCAAAAUUCCAUUCUCCUGCUCAUAGAGUUAAUAAGUAUAUUUGGUUGAGAAGAUAAUAUCUUUUGCAUGUAAAUUAUAGACAAAGAUGACUCUAUUCUCCUUGUUCAAUAAUCUCAAGAAUUUUUUUUAUCUCAUUUUGAGGUUCUUCUUUACUUUUUAUGGUUGUCUUUGAAGACUAAAAGAAGCCACUUUUUUUUUGAAUAUUUUUCUUUAAAAAGUUAUGAUAAAUGUUGUGUAUAUUUGAGUUGAUUGAAAUCAGUAAGCUGUAUUUUUAUACUACAGAAAGUUUUCUCAAUGAAAAAAAAAACUCUAACCAGAUGUAAUGCUUUUUUGAACAUUCCAUUUGGAUUUAAUCUUUUGUUUCUUUAUAUUUCAUUACAUACAUGCAAAU